AUGGCCGGCGGCCACCGCCUCCUGCUGGAGAACGCGCGGCAAGCGGUGCUGGUGUGCGCCCGCGGCGAGCGCUUCCUGGCCGGGGACGCGCUGCGCAGCCUGGAGGUGCUGGAGGGCGCCAGCCUGGUGGUGGGCACAGAUGGGUUCAUAAAAGCCAUUGGUCCUGCUGAUGCUAUCCAAAAACAGUUUUCAGAAGAAACAUUCGAAGAAAGAAUUGACUGUUCUGGGAAAUGCAUCUUGCCAGGUUUAGUGGAUGCACACACACAUCCAGUGUGGGCUGGAGAAAGAGUUCACGAGUUUGCAAUGAAGUUGGCAGGAGCCACAUACAUGGACAUCCAUAAGGCUGGAGGAGGGAUCAACUUCACGGUGGAGCGCACCCGCCAGGCCUCUGAGGAGGAGCUGUAUAGCUCCUUCCAGCAGCGGCUUGGGUGCAUGAUGCGGGCGGGGACCACGCUGGUGGAGUGCAAGAGUGGAUACGGCCUCAGCCUGGAGACGGAGCUCAAGAUGCUGCGGGUGAUUGAGCGUGCCCGGCGGGACUUGGACAUCGGCAUCUCGGUCACUUACUGCGGAGCCCACUCCGUGCCAAAAGGAAAAACUGCUUCUGAGGCCGCUGAUGACAUCAUCAAAAACCACCUCCCAAGGCUGAAGGAACUUGGCAGAAAUGGGGAAAUACACAUUGACAAUAUAGAUGUGUUCUGUGAAAAGGGUGUCUUUGACCUUGAUUCCACCAGAAGAAUUCUUCAAAGUGGGAAAGAUAUAGGGUUACAGAUUAACUUCCAUGGGGAUGAACUCCACCCCAUGAAGGCUGCUGAGCUUGGGGCGGAACUGGGAGCGCAGGCCGUCAGUCACCUGGAAGAAGUGAGUGAUGAAGGCAUCGCUGCCAUGGCAACAGCCAGAUGCUCUGCUGUCCUCCUGCCCACCACGGCCUACAUGCUGAGACUGAAGCAACCUCGAGCCAGGAAAAUGUUAGAUGAAGGAGUCAUAGUGGCCCUGGGCAGCGAUUUUAACCCUAAUGCGUAUUGUUUUUCAAUGCCAGUGGUCAUGCAUCUGGCGUGUGUGAACAUGAGAAUGUCCAUGCCCGAGGCCUUGGCUGCUGCCACCAUCAAUGCCGCUUAUGCCCUGGGAAGAUCCCACACACAGGGAUCUUUGGAAGUUGGCAAGCAGGGAGAUCUCAUUAUCAUCAAUUCACCCAGAUGGGAGCAUUUGAUUUACCAGUUUGGAGGCCAUCAUGAAUUAAUUGAUUAUGUUAUCGCUAAAGGAAAAGUCAUCUAUAAAAAAUGA
Molecule: messenger RNA, 1281 nt
Organism: Dama dama (fallow deer)
Lineage: Eukaryota; Metazoa; Chordata; Mammalia; Artiodactyla; Cervidae
Gene: AMDHD1
Product: amidohydrolase domain containing 1
Exons: 9
Coding region: 1-1281 (426 amino acids)
Cellular component (GO): cytoplasm
Molecular function (GO): imidazolonepropionase activity
Source: RefSeq, a predicted model, not a curated record